AGUAUCCGAAAAUGCCAGUCGCCAUCAUCACCGGAGCAAGUUCGGGAAUCGGAAAAGGCACGGCUCUUCUGUUCGCGAAAAAAAAGUACCAACUCUCGCUGACCGGAAGAAAUACGGAUUCUUUGAAGGAAGUCGCAGCACUAUGUAUUUCAGAGGGUGCAAUUUCGGCUGAUGAUAUUCUGAUAACUGCAGUGGAGCUGAGCUCUGAUGAGGCGCCCAAAGCAAUUGUGGAUGCAACUGUACAAAAAUUCGGAAGAAUUGACUCAUUGAUCAAUUCGGCCGGGAUUCUGCGUGCCGGACCAGUUCUCGAUUCUGGAAUUGAAGUCUACGAUGAGCUAAUGAAUGUGAAUGUUCGUAGUUUGAUCCGCCUGACACGUGCAGCUCUUCCACAUAUUAUUACAACAAAAGGAACUGUUGUCAAUGUCAGCAGUAUUAAUGGACCGUGCCCUUUCGCUGGGGUCACAUAUUACUGUAUGUCCAAAUCGGCCGUAGAUCAAUUCACAAAAUGUUUGGCUCUGGAAAUGGCUCCGAAUGGAGUUCGUGUUAAUGCUGUUUGCCCAGGAGUCAUUGUAACCAACAUUCAUCGAGCAUCUGGGCAGGAUGAAGCUACAUAUGCGGCAUUCCUCGAGAAAAGCAAGACGACCCACGCACUCGGCCGUCCUGGAACUACAUCCGAAGUAGCUGAAGCUAUCCUAUUCCUGUCCUCUGAGAAGAGCUCAUUCACUACUGGACAACUGUUGAAGGUUGAUGGUGGUCGAGGAAUUAUGCAUCCGAGAUAAAGAAUAUAUGAUUUAUUGUUUUGAAAAUUGAGAAUGAAGUAAAUUUGUACCAAGC
Messenger RNA from Caenorhabditis elegans, 834 nucleotides. It is a transcript of the gene Y47G6A.21, whose product is annotated as DeHydrogenases, Short chain. The transcript is spliced from 6 exons. Lineage: Eukaryota; Metazoa; Nematoda; Chromadorea; Rhabditida; Rhabditidae. The record is from RefSeq and is marked reviewed. Bases 12 to 779 code for a protein of 255 amino acids.